Drosophila rhopaloa is the source of this 12767-nucleotide messenger RNA. RefSeq names its product cytoplasmic dynein 2 heavy chain 1 (gene btv). The record is from RefSeq and is a predicted model, not a curated record. The transcript is spliced from 25 exons. Lineage: Eukaryota; Metazoa; Arthropoda; Insecta; Diptera; Drosophilidae. Bases 75 to 12767 code for a protein of 4230 amino acids. Gene Ontology annotation, molecular function: ATP hydrolysis activity; dynein light intermediate chain binding; dynein intermediate chain binding. Gene Ontology annotation, biological process: microtubule-based movement. Gene Ontology annotation, cellular component: dynein complex.
UUGGAAAAGUGAAAGAGUUUCGGUAAAAACUGAAAGUUCUCAAGAGGCGUUGGAUAAAGAAAACCUAAUCCAAGAUGAGCCAGCGCACUAAAUUCAUUAUAAAUACUUCCGUGGAAUACUUCUCUGCCCGAUUGCCGGGUGUAGAACUGGACGAACAAACGGCCAUGAUCCUGGAGUUUCUGGAACAGGAGGAGCAAACGGUCAUCUCGGCGGUGCACAGUAAAUCUGAUGGCAAAAUCCGAUUCCACCAUCGCAUACCCAAUGAGGAGCUCUGCCUGCUUUUCUACAAGGUGCCGCAGGUGGGACAGAAUCACAGGGAAGGUGCUGAGCCCCUGCUGGGCAUUUUAACUCUAGAAGGGGGCCUGGUCAAGUCGAUUUACAAUUCCGUUUCUCGGGUAUUCUCGCCCUCUGCCAACUCAGCCCAUCGCAGCGAAUAUGGGCCCGAGCUGAGUGGAAUUCUGGAAAACUUGCACCAGAACUUGGGCUCUAGUUUGGGAUUGCCACAGAGCGGCAUUACAAGUCUGCGAGAUGAGAUAAAACAUUGGAAACAGAAACUGGGCCAAAAGUCCAGUUCCCGUUUGGACCGAGAGGCAGCUCAAGUAUUCAUUGGCGUCUUGGAGAAUAUAGAGAAACAAAUCAGCACUAUUGACGGAACCAAUCCGAGUGGUACAAUAGAGGACUUUCUCGACCAUGCCCACAACAACUUGGAUGAAUUGUGGCGCCUUCCCUACAAUUAUCCGCAGCAGCGGAUGAGUGAUCUCCUGGACAUCAUUGGCAAGCGGCUGUUGGAGGUCUGUCUGACCCAAUUGCUGGCCGAGGACAUCUGGAGUCUGAACUCGAGCCACGUCAACAAUCUGAUGGGUCAGAGCAUCGACACGGUGGACGCGUGGAUCCAGCUCUGCGACUCCCUCACCCGGCUCUUCUGGCCAAACUACGUGAAGCACCCCUGGUUGGGUGAUCCACAUUUGCCCAAAAGGGGACAGCAAUUUAAGGAGCGACUCAGCGAGAUCCGAAGCAUCAAAAACCUCUACAAACAGAUUGCCACGUUGCUCGAUGAUGCCGAGCUGCAAGAAAUGUUCCAAGAGCAGGCUCCUUUCACAGAUUUUAACAUCUUCGACACAUCCUCGCUGGGGCAGACAAAGUGGCACAAGGCCCUGCAGCACUUUGAGCUGGUCCUUCAGCCGAUCGACGAGCGUAUUGCCGCCGCCCUCAAGGCUCAAUUGCAUAACCACCUGAGCAAUCCGCGGCAGGUGAUCUUCAUAUUCUCCAAAUACGAGACCCUCAUCCAGAGACCAGCUGUUCUGGAAUUGCUGACCAUCGAAAGGGAGCAGUUUCUGCAAUCGCUGCACAUCCUUUUGCAGGACUUGCGCAAGGCCAUGGUAGACUCAAACAUGGAACCGGAUACGGGUCACCUGUCAGUGAUCUGCAAUGAGUGCCGCUGGCUGAAGGUGGUGCAGCAUCAGAUCCAGGAGAUCGAGAAGGUCAGUCAUUUGAUAAGUGGACGCGAGGGCUUCGACAAGAUCAACAAGGCGGUGCAGGAAAUCAAGGAGGAGACCGAAUCCCUGCUGCGCACCAACUUUGAGAUUUGGUCAGGACAGUGCUCCACGGCAGUGAAAAGCGGCGAGUUGCGACUUCGCGACGAUCAGGCGGUUGUGAAGUUCGAAAAGGAGGGUCGCCAACUGAUGCGUGUGACCUUUAACCCCAAGCUGGUGACCUUCUGCCAGGAUGUGCGCGAGUUCGAGAAUCUUGGCUAUAAUGUUCCCCUGGAACUGCGAGCAGCUGCCACCCACGCCGCCAAAUACAUGUGCUAUGCCCGACGACUGCAGCAGAUCGCCACGUUCCACAACACAAUUGGGGAUCGGAUGAUUCCCUGCCAGCGGCCCAUAAUGCUGAAGAAUGCCUUGGAGCUGCAGCGUUUAGUCCAGAGUGAAACUGUCGCCUGGCAGGACGAAUCAUCCGUCCAGCGCUACGUGGAUAUCCUGCAGGCAGCCGUUUCCAGACUCUCCACGGACAAUACGCUCCUCGUGGGAUAUCAUGAGCAGGCCAAGAGAACGGUCAUGAAACUCAUGUCCACCGAUCUGUUUACCCAAAACCAAAUCUGGAAGGACGAACUGCGACAUCUUCGCGAACUGGUGGCCACUCUGGAGCGUCAGGGUUACACGCACUUGGAUGCCUUCAAGCUGCACUGGGAUCACCAACUGUACAAAGUGCUGGAAUACCAGUAUAUCCUCGGAUUACUUGACAUGAACAACAAGCUACCAGACAUUCAUGUAAAGCUGAUUUUGCGACAAAGAGAACUCAUCUACAAUCCCCCGGAGGAGGAGAUUCGGGACUUGUACUUCAGUCAGCUGAGACGCUUUAUCGAGAGACCCUGUAACUUCCACGGUCUGUCGGAACACAGUCAAGAGCUCUUCAAAUCGAUGGUCACUGUAAACCGCCAUCACUUUGGACCACUUUACCAAAGGGCAGCUGAAUUGUUUGAUAAGCUGGAGGACUUUAAGACCAUUUGGUUGCCCUGGAUCGCUUUGGGAUGUGUGGAUGUGGAGCAACUGUGUGGGAUUCAUCUAAACGAAGCCGGGGAUUGGGAUCGAAAUUUCAGGGCCUGCAAACACUUCAGUCAGCAGUUUGCGAAACUUCAGCAGGCAGAGGAGUCCAUCGACUGCAUAGUGAUCAAUGUCCUGCCCCUGAGAUCGGACAUAGAACUCAUCAGCAGACGCUAUUGGGAGGCUCUGGCCAACAGCUUGAGAACGGCCAUCCUCACGGAUGUGAGUUUGAUCCUGGAAUUCCUGCAGAGUGCCCUGCAGUUCCUCCAAAACGUGCCCAUGGAUGAGGGCAGCAUUAGUCAAUCGGGAAUGAAGUACGAAAAGAUAAUGACUGAGCUGCCACAGAUCGAAAAAACUUUGGAGGCGGUGAAGGAAAAGGAUGCCUGUCUCGCAGGUUGGUGCAAGGAAAGAGUCACCGCUCUUUCGGGAAUUCUGCAGCAAUGGGAGCAGUUGCAACCCCUUCUCGAAAAUCAUGCAGUUAUCCUCCAGCGACAAGUGGACAUGAUCAAAAACCAGGCAGAGAGUCAACUGCAAAAUCUGAAAAACGAGGCGGAAAAAUUCUUACUAAGAUGGGAAUCCACCAUAGCCGAACUGGAGGCCAACGAGCACUCCACUCUGGAGGUUUUCAAGGAGCGCAAACUCCACUGGCAGCAGUUGCAGGAAAAGAAACAACAACUUCUAGAAGAGUGCUCCAAAUUUAAUAUGGAAUUCCCAUCGGAAAUGCUUAUUCCAUUCAAAGAAAUCGAAGAGCAAAUGGAGCAGCAAUCGAAACAAUGGCAGGUCUAUGAUGGAUUCCUCACCGAGCUGCAGCCUAUACUUCAGGAGGAGUGGGCUAUUUACCGGCGACGUCCCUAUGUCCUGAACGAAUUUAUUGGUAAGUGGGAGGGCUCCAUCCACGCUUCGAUUGAUCUGCCCUCCAAGCGAAUCCGUCAACAGGUGGAGCGAUUUCAAUCGGCACUGCCUAUCCUACAGCAACUCCAAUCGGACUCCUUGAGUGAACGCCACUGGGCCAGAAUAUUUCAGCUGCUUAAUCACAAGAAUCCCAAGCCACUGCACUCCAUAAUCCUUCAGGAUAUCUUGGAGGACUUUGAUGCCCUGCAAUUGGCUGCCCAAGAGAUCGGCAAUAUAGUCAGACAGGCUUCGAGUGAACAGAUUGUGAGACAGGCUCUAAUCGAGCUGGAUCAGUGGUCAGUCACAGCACAAUUGAAAUUAAUCACUAGGACGGAUGCCUCGGGUCAGAGUGUCUCCCUGAUCAAGGACUACCAGGAGGUGCUCAACAAGAUCGGGGACAACCAAUCCUUGUUGCAAUCCGCCAAGAACUCAGCUGCUUUCGAUAGCUUUUCAGAUCAGGCGGAGCUUUGGGAAAGUCGUCUCAACACGUUGGACGCACUUCUUAGCAGCUUGAAUCACUCCCAGCGUCGUUGGGUUUACUUGGAGCCUGUCUUCGGAUCUGGAACCCUGCAACAGGAGCAGGCACUUUUCAAGCGCAUCGACAAGGACUUUCGUUUCGUGAUGCGGGAAAUUGAAAUGGAUCCGCGGGUCACUUCGCUGACGAAGAUAAACAACAUCAGCACCAUUGUCAAUGCACUGGAGACCCAAUUGGCCAGGUGCCAGCAAAACCUGAUGAGCUACAUAACAGACAAGCGCAACUCCUUUCCCCGCUUCUACUUCCUGGGCGAUGAUGAUCUACUAGAGCUGCUUGGACAGGCCAGCAAGGAUGCGGAUGUCAUUCAGCGACACAUCCGCAAACUGUUCCCCGGCUGCCACAGCCUCAGCAUCCGGCAGGUGCCCCCUAAUCCUGCCUCAUCCUCCGAUGUCAAUCAGUACAGCAUUAUGGCCGUGCACAGUGCCGAGGGCGAUGAGCUCAAACUAAGCCAGCCCGUUGAGAUGAAGGGCGACAUCGAGCGCUGGCUUAAUCAACUGGUGACGGUGGUGCAGGACACUCUACGUGAUCAGAUCUACGAGUGCUUCACCAGCACCACCGGCGGAAGUGAUAACCUCAGUGAGAAGAUCCUCAAAAACUAUGCCAGCCAGGUGUUGGCCACGGCCCGAGCCCUCCACUUCACCCGCCAGACGGAGCAGGCCAUCGGUGGCAUGUCCUUGGGAAAACUGCAGCAACAGUUAAAGGAUGAAAUCACCCAUUUGGCCGCCCUGAAACACAAAUCCCAAAACGGAACCCUGAUAAGUCUCAAGUUAAGAGCCCUCCUCCUCGACUUAGUGCACUACUCCAGUGUGGUGGAGCAGCUCCAGAAACACAAUGUGGUCCACACCAGCGACUGGCACUGGCUGUGUCAACUCAGAUAUUACCAUGGAAAGAUGGGCGGCACAUCGGGCGGCGUUAAUACCAAUCGACAAGUUUACGUCCGCAUGGUUUAUGCCGAAUUUGAAUACGCCUACGAGUUCCUGGGCCAGGCCAGCAAGUUGGUCCACACGCGACUCACCCACCGCUGCUAUCUCAUCCUCACCCAGGCCAUGCACAUGGGUCUGGGGGGUAAUCCCUUUGGUCCGGCCGGCACCGGAAAGACCGAGUGCGUCAAGGCCCUGGGGGCCAUGUUGGGCCGCUUGGUGUUGGUUUUCAAUUGCGACGAGAAUGUGGACACCGAGUCCAUGAGCCUCAUCCUCACUGGGCUGGCCCGCUGCGGGGCAUGGGGCUGCUUUGACGAGUUCAACCGGCUGCAGGAGGCCACUCUGUCGUCCAUCUCCAUGCUGAUCCAGCCCAUCCAGAGCGCCCUGAAGGAGCGGGCAAACAGCGUCCAGAUUGGCGAGCGACAGGUCCAACUCAACCAGCACUGUGGCAUAUUUGUCACCUUGAAUCCGGCUGGUGCGGAGUACGGUGGUCGUCAAAAGCUGCCCGGCAACAUUCAGGCUCUAUUCCGACCUAUUGUUAUGCAGCAGCCGGAGCCCGGGGAAAUCGCCCGGGUUAUGCUCUUUGUCGAGGGCUUCUCCGAAGCCUCCUCCAUUGCAUCCCGCAUCGUGGAGCUGUUCGAUUUAUGCGGCAAAAUGCUAUCCGCCCAGCGGCACUACGACUGGGGACUCCGAGAGUUAAAGACAGUACUUCUGGUGUGCGGUGAGGGUUUGAGGGGGCAAUUAACCGACGAAGGAAACACCGAUGCCAACAAAGAGAUGUCUGUGGUGGUGCGAUGCUUGCGCUCGUCCACCAUGUCCAAGUUGGCCCCUCAUGAUGUCAGUCGAUUUGAGAUGCUGCUGCGGAAUGUUUUCCCGGAGAUUGGCAGUUCGCCGGCGCCAGAAACCCAGCUCCAUCAAUCUCUAUCCGCCGCCUUUGUACAACUGGGACUGUGCCGCAGCGAGAGGCAAAUUGAAAAGGCCCUGCAACUGCACGAGCAGCUCCAAAAACGGAUGGGAGUGGUGUUGGUGGGGCCGCCAGGAUGCGGAAAGUCCACCGUCAUGGCCCUCCUUAAACAGGCUCUGAGUGGAGCCCAACUGAGAGUGCACACCAUCAGUCCGAAGUCCAUGAGUCGCGUCCAAUUGCUGGGUCGCCUGGAUGCCGAUACCCGUCAGUGGCAGGACGGAGUACUCACCCACACGGCGGUGGCGGUCAAUCAGGAGCCAUCCCAAGUCCACUCGUGGAUCGUUUGCGAUGGCAGCAUAGAUCCCGAGUGGAUAGAGGCACUCAACUCUGUUCUGGACGAUAACAAGCUUCUGACUUUGCCGUCCGGCUGGAGGAUUCAAUUUGGAAGCAAUGUCAACUUUAUUUUCGAAACAGACGAUGUGCGACAUGCCUCACCGGCAACAAUUUCCAGGAUGGGUAUUGUGAACAUGAGCUUCGAUUACUAUCCUGCCAAAGAGAUACUUAAACAUGAGCUAUCAAAGGAACCGUAUGGCGAUCUAUUGCAGAAUUACGUGGAUGGCAAUUUUCACUAUGCUGUGGAAUGGCUGGACAGUCAACUCUUAUUAAGUCAUCUACCCGGAAUUAAUCGUGCCCACCUCAUUCGCUCGCUUCUGUUACAACUCCAUGGCUCCCAAUCUCUAGAGGAAUAUGGGGCAGCUACUCUUCGUGCAUUUUUUGGUUACAUACCCAACGAACGGCAGCGGGAGUUUGCCCAGAUGAUAUUAAAACGCGCUAAUCUCUACAUAGCCAAUCCUAACUACGCUGAACUGACUUACUAUGAUAGCCGAAGAAAUUCCCUUGAGCAAUACCCAGUGGAUGCGAUGGAGAUACCAGAGAAAGGCUCUCAAUUAAUAAUUACAUCCUACAUGAAAUCGUAUUUGGACAUAUUAGAAACCCUCCUGAAAACUCAGGGCAAUAGAGUUGCGCCCUUUAUGUUGAUAGGUCCAAGUGGCUCGGGAAAAACCCUGCUCCUUCAAAGAGCAGUGCUGGAGAACUCUGGCUACCAAUUGGCUACCAUUAAUUGUUCCACUCAACUCACUCCCAGUUACAUUUUGCACACUUUAAGGACGCACUGCGUCACUGUAAGUGGAAUCAAGGGGAGAGAGUACCGACCGAAACAAGCGAGAUUAGUGCUCUUUAUGAAAAACUUGGACCUCUGCCAGCAGGAUUCUUGGGGAGCCUGUGAAGUGGUCGAGCUACUGCUUCAACUGGCUCAACGAGGUGGCUUUUACGCGGAGAAUCUCGAAUGGAUUGGCGUUGGCGGGUUGCAAAUAUGCGCCUCCAUUAGCGGAAAUCCUGGAAAAAUCGCACCGCGCUACUUUGCCAUCAAUCAGUUUGUGCGAGUUUCACGACCCACCAGCCAGGAUAUGCUGGAAAUCGUCCAACGGCGAUUGGAACCUCUUUUGGAGGAGCACUUCAGGGGUUUAGCCAAUCGAGGAGGAUACGGGGUCAAUUUGCAGCACGUCAGCGAGAGUCUGAUGGAGUGUUUCGAGAAGCUGCAGGCGACUUUCACCACUGCGGGAGGCAGGCAGGCUCACUACCAGUUCAGCCCCAAAUGCAUCAUGAAGCUGCUGGACUCCCUUGUCUUCUUUCCCGCCACUGAUUUUAACGAGGCUCUCUACUGCGAGCUUUUAGGCAUGUUCCGCGAUAGAUUGAUUAGCGAAGAGCAUGUCCAGCAGUUCGAGGCUAUACUCAAGCAAACGAUGCGCAAAUACUACGGCAAGGAGAAAGUAUUUUUCGUGCCCAAGUCGCCAAAGUCGCAGGGUCAACUCCAUUGCCUAACCCAUGACGAAUGGUUGGAGGAAGUUCAGAGACAGGUGACCAUUUGCAAUACCGAAAGCUACACCAUCUCGGCUCCCAUCACAGAAGAGCUCCUUAAUAACACUGCUAGAAUAACAAGAGUUCUAUCACGAACCGAUGCCCACAUGCUUAUUUUGGGGCAAUCUGGUGGAAGACACCUGGAUGCCAUUUACACGGCGGCCACUUUUCUGGAGGCCAAGGUGCUAACUCUUCAAGGGGGACCCUCCUACGAUCUCUCCGAGUUCUACAACGAUCUUAAAGUGGCCAUGCAGACGGCUGCCUUGGAGCAGCAGAUGAGCUACUUGCUCAUCGAGCAUUGCUGGCUGACUUAUGUGCCGGAUAUUUUGAAACCCAUAGAAGCCCUGCUCGAGGGAAGCGAAAUCUUGGAGCUUUUCGGCGAUGAUCUAGAGACGGUGGCCAGUACUCUAAAGCAAGCGGCACAGCUGGAGGGAUACCAAGAAUCUCUGGGGACAUACUUUAUGAAGCGUGCCCGUGAGAAUCUUCACAUCAUUCUAGUCCUGGAUCCCAGUAGCUCCAAGGUGCAGGACUACUUCAACAAUUUCCCUGCCCUGCAUCGUCAGAUGGAUUUGCUGUAUAUUAGAGCAGAAUCCAGGGAAACCCUCGCCAACUUGCCCAAACAAUAUAUCGAAUUGUUAAACGAGUCAGUGGCAGGCGGCGGAAAUGGGCGUGGCAAGGUGCCCGCCUGCAGUCACUUCGCGGACAUAUCGGAUGAAUUGCCUUCAGAUCAGCCAUCCCAAAGAUAUUACCAACUCAUCUGCAGCUAUUUCCACAUGUACAGCAAUGAGGCCAAUGAAAUCGACCAGAGACUGGGCAAACUGCAAAUGGGAGUGGACAAACUGGCCUCGGCUCACGCCUUAGUGGAUACCCUAAAGUCCAAUGCAGCAGCUCAGGAACAAGCAUUGGGCGAAAAGCGACAACUAGCUAAUGAAGCUCUGGAAAUGAUAUCAUCCACAAUGAGAAAUGCCAAUGAACAAAAAUCCAGCAUGCUGGAACUGAAACAACAGACGCAAAAGAGCAGCGAACAGUUGAAAGUCAGACAAAAGGAAAUCCAACAGGAAUUGGCAGAAGUGGAACCGAUUUUGGCUGAAGCCAGUAAUGCAGUGGGUCAGAUCAAAUCGGAAGCUCUAUCCGAAAUCAGAUCUUUGCGGGCUCCGCCAGAGGCUGUGAGGGAUAUUUUGGAGGGCGUGCUGCGAUUAAUGGGCAUCCGAGACACUUCCUGGAACAGCAUGAAGACAUUUUUGGCCAAGAGGGGUGUAAAAGAGGAUAUAAGAUCAUUGGAUCCAGCUCGAAUUAGUCCGGAAAACUGCGAAGCCGUGGAAAGAUUACUCAAGGCCAAAGGUGAUUCCUAUGAGUCCAAGAACGCGAAACGUGCCUCGGCAGCAGCUGCUCCGUUGGCCGCUUGGGUGCAGGCAAGUGUUCGAUAUUCCCGGGUGAUCCAGAGCAUCAAGCCCCUCGAACGGGAGCAGAAUGAAUUGCAGAAGAAUCUGAAUGCUGCCGAGGACGAAAUGCAAGAGUUGGCCAGUGGACUGGACGAUGUGGAUAAGAGGGUUAAGCAGCUGUCGGCCAAGUUGCAGACCUACACCCAAGAAGCAGCGGUGCUGGAGCUGAAACUCCAGGAGGCCAGUGGAACCUUGCAGGCGGCAGAGCUCUUGGUGGGUAAACUAAGCGCGGAAUAUGCCACCUGGAGUGAUCAGUUGGCGGAGCUAAAGAAGGCCCACAAGACACUGGAUGGUAAGACCCUAUUGAUAGCCAUGGCUGUUAAUUACUAUGCGGGAUUGGGCCUGGAACAGAGAAGUUCUUCCCUUAAACGCCUUUCGGAGGACUUCCAUCUGCCCUCCAACUUCGAUCUCCGCGGAUCGCUGCUUACGGAGCAACAGCAGAUUAUUUGGGAGAGUCAGGGACUAGCACGCGAUGCCCAAAUCAUCGAGAGUGCUGCUCUUCUUAGGGAGAUACUAUCUCUACCCUAUGGAGCCUGUCCUAUUCCCCUACUUUUGGAUCCCACACAAACAGCAGCCGAGUGGCUGAUGGCCCAUCUCAAAGGAAGCGGUAGAGCCUGCGAGUUGACCACCCACGGAAAUGAAAGGUUAUCCUAUCAGUUAGAACUAGCAGUACGUUUUGGAAAGACUCUAUUGGUCACCGAUUGCGAGCAACUGCGUCCUCCAAUCUUGCAACUCCUCCAGGGUCAUAUUUAUGUGAGAUUCAACAAGCGACAAUUAGCCAUUGGCUCGAAGUUGGUGGAUCUCCACGAGAGUUUUCAAUUGGUUCUGAUAAGUAAAUCGGAUCGUUUGGAUUUACCAGUAGAGCAGAAGAGUCAACUUAACGUUCUGAGAUUUACGGUUACAGCAGCUGGUUUGGCCGAUCAACUAAUGUCCAAAGCUAUUGUCUUACAAAAUGCCGAAUUGGAGCAGCAGAGGAUAGAGUUGCUUCAAAAGGAGGGAGAUCUUCUCAAGCAGCGAAUGGAAAUGCAGGACAAACUCCUCGAACAGCUCUCAAAAUCAGAAGGAGAUAUCCUACGAAAUGAACAACUUUUGGCUAGUUUGAAUGAGGUCAAACUAAGCAGCGCGCAAAUUGAUGAGGCUCUUAAACAAAGUGGAACAAUUAGGGAAACUCUUCUCGCCCAAUUUGGUUCCCUAAGGGAUCUCUGUUCCAAGGCCUCUGGAUUUUAUGCAGGUCUCAUUCAAGGUUAUGAGUUAUCUGCCUUGGUCUUUAUAGAACUAUUUUUGGGAGCACUUUCCAAAAAUCAGCGAGACGAGUCGAAGGUCUACGAAUUACUAGUGAGAAGUGUUUACAUGAAUUUAGCAAGAGCAACAUCCAGAGAAAGUCAGCAAUCCUUAUCCCUGUGGGUUUGUCAUCAGGCAUAUCCCGAUAAAUUAAGCACAAAAGAAUGGGAGUUGUUUGUGAACAAUUUCAUGGGAUCAUCAGAUGGCAGUUUGCUCUUAAGCCAGCUGGGAAAACUGCCCGACUGCAUGACCAAGGAGGCCCAAUUAAAGCUGGCUAUGUUGCUGCAAUUCUUUCCGGAUUUACGAAGCAAACUGCAGUUGGAAAAGGAUUAUAUCUGGCGAGGAUUUAUUGAGGCUCAAGCGGAUGAUGUGCUGCCUGCCUUGGGUUCCAGUUUCCAGCGCGUACUUAUUGCUCAGAUUUUCCGCCCCGACUUGAUGCUUCAUCAACUGCGAAAAGUGAGCAGUGAUCUGCUGGGAAUCUCCCCAGAUGCAUCUACACAACCCUCUGUGGAACAGUUGCUGCAACAAAGCAGCUGCGAUCGCCCCAUUUUAAUGAUUAGUCAGGCCGAAAAUGAUCCUACCACCGAGUUAAGAAAGUGGGCCAAUCAAAAGUACAGGGAAAUGGCCAUUGGAAAAGGUGCAGAGAAGAGAGUUCUUUCCGAAAUGCGACAGGCUGCCUUAGAUGGCCACUGGUUGUGUGUGAAGAAUGUCCAUCUGGUGCCCGAAUUCCUAACCCAAGUGGAAAGGGAACUGAGUGAAAUUCAAAAGUCAAAGGACUUUCGUUUGUGGCUGCUGUGUGAAUCCACUGCAGGAUUUUCCGAGUCUGCCAUCUUUAAAUGCCUUAAAGUGCGGUAUGAGCAACCCAAAGGACUCAAGCAAAUUGUUAUGCGUUUGCUUCAGAACUACGCAGCUGAACAAGAUCAAAGUUUCAAAAACCAGCCAAAGUCUCUCAAGAUGCGACUGGUUUAUUUUAUUCUGACGGCAGUACUCCAACAAAGGCGUCAAUUUAUACCGCAAGGUUGGUCGAAAUACUACGAGUUCGGUGAGGCGGAUCUCAAAGCGGCUUUGGGUAUUCUUAAAUGGAUGGAUCAGCAACUAAAUUCUGGAAAAUGCGAUUGGUUGCUCUUGCAACGUCUGAGUGAAGCUCUGGCUUUUGGUGGAAGAGUUAAUAACCUGAGGGACUUGGAGAUACUAAGAAGCUAUCUAAAUCAGUUUUGUUCGGCGGAUGUUUUGAGCAAUCGCUGGUCUCCACUUGGAUUAUCCCUAUCCAUACCCACCAGUAGUCAACUGCAAGACUACUAUGCAGCAUUGGAAAAGCUGCCCGAAAUAGAUGAGCCCAGUAUGUAUGGUUUGGCCAAUCAGGCACAACAACAACGUGAAAUUGAACAGGCUAAAAGAGUUAUCAAGGAACUAAGGGGUCUGCACUAUGGUAGCGGAUCAGCUGGGGAUUCAGGAGGAUCGGGACAAUCCAGAGGAAGUGAUCAACUCACUGAUCGUCAGAAGCUCGAGCAGCAAAUUAAACCACUUCUGAAUCUGUGGAGGAAACUAGCUGGGUCCUGUACAAUAAUGCAAACAGUUAAGGAGGCGAAAGCUGAAUCCGGGGAAUCCCCGUGGUCACUGUUUGUGCUGGCUGAAUUGAAAGUGGGUGCAGAUCUAUAUGGUAUUGUUCACCAGACUCUGUCCCAGAUGCAUGCUUGGCUCAAGGACUCGCAGGACGUGGAUGGCCGCACUCUGAGGGCCUUGGCAGAACAACAGAUUCCUGCCAGUUGGCUGAAAGUAUGGAGUGGUCCUGGUAGCAGCAGUGCCGUGGACUUUUUGAGAGCCCUCAUUAUUCGAGCCCAGGCUGCCGAGCUGCGUUUUCGGGAGCAACUGGCUCUGGAAUUCGGCGAGGAAAUCAAUCUGAUCCAAGUGUUUAACUGUGAGAACCUUUUGGCCUGCUUAAAGCUGCUGCAGUCUCGCAAGUUGGCCGUUUCAACGGAACGUCUGGAGCUCCAAACUUGUGGGCCACAAAAUUCGGAUGGCGAUUCCCUGGGAGCAAUUCUCAAACUGGCGCCUUUGAAGAUUGAUGGCGCCAAGAGUGGAAUGGAAAAAUCAAAUCCCUUUUACAUCAGCUACAAAAUAAAGGAAGAUGCUAAUAUUGCGAGUGCCAGUUCCUCAAAGUAUGGAAAAAAUUCUUUAUAUCCGACCCAAAGAAACGAAUCCAAUCCCAAGUUGCCCCUAUAUUCUCGGAGCAGUCGGGAUAAGUUGAUUUGCCACCUUAAUGUGGAUAUGGUGACGGGCACAUCGGAACAGAUUCUCUUGGCCGGAACCGCGCUGAUCGUCGAAGAUUACUAG